AUGGCUGGAGGUGAGGGCGAUGGCAAUGGCGAGCGCAGUGGCAAUGGUGAGCGCAGUGGCAAUGGUGAGCGCAGUGGCAAUGGCGAGCGCAGUGGCAAUGGCGAGCGCAGUGGCAAUGGUGAGCGCAGUGGCAAUGGUGAGCGCAGUGGCAAUGGUGAGCGCAGUGGCAAUGGUGAGCGCAGUGGCAAUGGUGAGCGCAGUGGCAAUGGUGAGCGCAGUGGCAAUGGUGAGCGCAGUGGCAAUGGUGAGCGCAGUGGCAAUGGUGAGCGCAGUGGCAAUGGCGAGCGCAGUGGCAAUGGCGAGCGCAGUGGCAAUGGCGAGCGCAGUGGCAAUGGCGAGCGCAGUGGCAAUGGUGAGCGCAGUGGCAAUGGUGAGCGCAGUGGCAAUGGUGAGCGCAGUGGCAAUGGUGAGCGCAGUGGCAAUGGUGAGCGCAGUGGCAAUGGUGAGCGCAGUGGCAAUGGUGAGCGCAGUGGCAAUGGCGAGCGCAGUGGCAAUGUGGAAUGGGAGGAGCAGCAGCAGUGGUGGCCCGGCAAUCCUCACAAUUCCUCCCAUUCCCCCCUGCCUUUCCCCCCUCCCUUUCCCCCCUCCCUUUCCCCCUCCCUUUCCCCCCUCCCUUUUCCCGCUCCCUAUCCCCCCUUCCUCACCCCUUCACAGCUCGCAUGGCCAGUGCAGCGGGAAGACGUGGAGAUGAGGGCGAGUGUGCAGCUGAGGGCGGUGGAGGGGGAAGAGCAGCAGCGAGCAGCAGUGGGGCGGAUACUCGAUGAAGCCAUGAGAGGAGCUGCUGCUGCACAGGUGGGUCGUGAUGUAGGGCGUGCAUGUAUGCAUGGCAAAGCAUGGCAGGGGCAGCAGCAGCAGCGACAGGCAGUGGGGCGGAUACUUGAUGAAGCAAUGAGUGGGGCGGCUGUUGCACAGGCGGAGCAGCAGCGCAGCAGGGAGGCGUGUGGGAGGAUGCAGAGGGAGGCAGAGCGGUGCUUGCAGCAGAGUGAGCGGUUCAGAGAGGAGAAGAGCCGACUGGAGGACGAGCUGCUGGGGAAGGUGUGGUGUGGUGAUUGCAAGGUGUGGUGUGUUGUGGUGAUUGCAAGGUGUGGUGUGGUGAUUGCAAGGUGUGUUGUGGUGAUUGCAAGGUGUGGUGUGGUGAUUGCAAGGUGUGGUGUGGUGAUUGCAAGGUGUGUUGUGGUGAUUGCAAGGUGUGGUGUGGUGAUUGCAGGGUGUGGCGUGGUGAUUGCAAGGUGUGGUGUGGUGAUUGCAAGGUGUGGCGUGGUGAUUGCAAGGUGUGUUGUGGUGAUUGCAAGGUGUGACGUGGGGAUUGCAAGGUGUGUUGUGGUGAUUGCAAGGUGUGUUGUGGUGAUUGCAAGGUGUGGCGUGGCGUCGCAGGGUGCGGUUAUUGCAAGCUUUGCUUGCAACCCAUUCCUGUUGGUCCUGAACGCCAAGAAGGCAAGGAUACGAGAGCUCAAGGCUGCUCUACAGGGGGGCGCAGUUCUCAACUCCAAGAAAGCAAUACGAGAGCUCGAGGCUGCUCUACAGGGGGGCGCAGGUGGGGGGGCAGGAGGUGGAGGAGCGAAGGGAGCGGGCGGAGGAGCAAAGUCGGGGAGUGGCGGUGCAGGGCGAGUGGGGAAGGGGCGAUGA
Molecule: messenger RNA, 1626 nt
Organism: Closterium sp. Yama58-4
Lineage: Eukaryota; Viridiplantae; Streptophyta; Zygnematophyceae; Desmidiales; Closteriaceae
Source: the annotation of a GenBank genome assembly